AUGCCUGAUCAAGCUUGUAACAACGCCAACCUGGGUAUGCUACUUGAAGAUCUUCAGUUUAUAUACCGUGUGGAGACGACAGUUCUAGUUGAGAAAUAUGUGUGUGCAAAAACUGCUAGAAGUAGACGACGAAUCCUAGACAGAGCGAGACGGUACAGCGUGAUAAAAAAGAUCCCCGAACAAGUCAAGUAUCUGGACAAACUCGUCCAUGUGACCGACGCAGACUGUGUAGCAAAUCUGAGAAUGGAUCGUAACACCUUCGCUAAGUUAUGUCGGAUCCUACACGCAAGGGGUGGACUGAGGAUAGGAAAAACCUUAGGUGUUGAGGAACAAGUCGCAAUGUUUCUGGGUGUACUCGCACAUCAUAACAAGAACCGUGUGGUUAAGUUCCAUUUUGCACGAUCUGGUGCAACUGUCUCACAAUGCGUGCACAAAGUGCUUGCUGCAGUGCUGAGCCUACACUCGGUAUUGCUAUCAAAACCCACCCCCGUACCCGCUGACUGUACAGAUCACAGAUGGAAAUGGUUCACGGGUUGUCUUGGGGCAUUGGACGGUACCCAUAUCAAUGUGCUAGUCAGCAACGAAGAUAAACCUCGGUAUCGCACAAGGAAGGGGCAGAUAAGGGCAUUUGCAGUACUUAAGAUGCGGUGGGGCAUACUUCGUAGCGCAUCUUUUUAUCCAAUUCAGACACAAAUUCGCCUAAUUAUGAGCUGUUUUUUACUUCACAACUUCAUUCGCCAAGAGAUGGAUGUAGACCCUGUUGAAGUUGAGCUUGACUACGACGAGCCUGCUAUUUUACCUGAAGAAGACAGCAUAGGCGUCGACUACGUUGACAGCGUUGAGCCAUCUGCUCAAUGGACGCAGCUUCGGGAUGCACAUGCGCUAAACAUGUGGAAUAAUAGUUGA
This is a messenger RNA of Salvia splendens (bonfire salvia), 906 nucleotides long. RefSeq lists its product as uncharacterized. NCBI's taxonomy places the organism in Eukaryota, Viridiplantae, Streptophyta, Magnoliopsida, Lamiales, Lamiaceae. Bases 1 to 906 code for a protein of 301 amino acids. The transcript is spliced from 3 exons. The record is from RefSeq and is a predicted model, not a curated record.